AUGUUACAUGUUACAGAUCUCCCAGCGAACAUAUCGACUUCCAACACCCGACCUACCAACAGCCAACCUCUCAACAGCGAACUUUCCGAAAGCCGACCUUCCAACAGCCGACCUUCCGACAACCGACCUUCCAACAGCAGACCACCUAACACCGAACUUACCGACAGCCGACCUUCCGACAACGAACUUCCCGACAGCCGACCUUCCAACAGUAGACCAUCCAACACCCGACCUCCUGACAGCCGACCAGGUGACCCUCCACAAGACUGGUCAGACCCGGGCAUCCCUCAGGUGGUAGUGAAGGUGUGGGACUUUAAAGAUGGCCAGUUGACUCUCGUGGCCACCAAGCAAGUCCCUUCCUCAACCUUUACACACCCCGGCGUCCCUCACGGUGCGUCGCCUCUCACACCUAUCUCCAUGACAGCUGAGAUUGACGAGGACGUUGCUCAGAGUCUCUUAGCACAGCUGUCACCAUCGGGGUCACAGCCGUCCUCAUCAUCGGGGUCACAGCUGUCAUCAUCGGGGUCAGAGUUGUCUUUAUCUUUGGGGUCACAGCUGUCCUCAUCAUCGGAGUCACAGCUGUCCUCACCAUCAGGGUCACAGCUGUCCUCACCAUCAGGGUCACAGCUGUCCUCACCAUCGGGUUCACAGCUGUCCUCACCAUCAGGGUCACAGCUGUCCUCACCAUCAGGGUCACAGACGUCCAGUCCCCAACACAAGACAAAGCCAGCGGGGCCAUACAACCAACCGCAUACAACCACCACGAUCCAGCCACUCAGUGAGACCCACCAAGUCCACCAACAUGUGCCUCCACUCCACCCACUUGCUACUGAGGAGUUACAGGCUCUCAUGCAACACACUCUCCAACAACCACAACAGACUCAUCAACAACCGCAAGACAGUCAACAACAACAAUCACAACAGACUUUACCCCAAUCACAAAUUCUGAAACAACCGCAAAACACCCUGCAACAACUACAGCAACCAGAAAAGACUCAGCCACCACAGCAACAAACUCUGCAACAACCACAAUAUACUCAUCAUCAAUCUCAACAGACCCUACAACAACCACAACAUACAUUGCAACAACCACAAUAUACUUACCAGCAACCACAAUAUUCUCUUCAACAACCACAAUAUAUUCUACAACAACCACAACAGCCUCUGCACCAACCACAACAACUUUUGCAACAACCACAACAGACUUUGAAACAACCUCAUCAGCCGCUACAACCACAACAUACUCUGCAACAGCCAUACCAUUCUCUGCAACAGCCACACCAUUCUCUUCAACAACCACAUCAAACUCUACAACAACCACAACAUUCUUUACAACAACCACAACAGACUUUGCAACAACCACAUCAGACUCUACAACCACAACAUACUUUGCAACAGCCACAACAUUCUCUGCAACAGCCACACCAUUCUCUGCAACAGCCACAUCAUACUCUGCAACAACCACACCAGACUUUGCAACAACCACAUCAGCCUCUACAACCACACCAUACUCUGCAACAACCACAACAUACUCUGCAACAACCACACCAGACUUUGAAACAACCAUAUCAGCCUCUACAACCACAACAUACUUUGCAACACGCACAAGUGAGUCACCAACACCACCCAUACCCAGCGCAACAAAACGUUUCCAUCCAAGAUUUCAAUCAACCAUUACCAUUUAGCGUAGCAGCAGACAGCGGCCAUGUUGACAUACUUCGUCCACCUCCCAUCACUGACUUCGACGCCUAUAUUAAGUAUCUUCAGAAUGUUGCCUCUAAUGACACAUUGUUGAGCCCAUCCCUUCUCCCGUCUCCAUCGUCACUGGAACAAGACUUGGAGCCACCUCAGUCAACGCCGUCAUUACUGCAACAAACAGUAACAUCACAGCAGCCUACACCAUCGCGUCUUCACCCAAAUCCAUUUAUCUAUCCAAUCUUAUCUAAAUAUCCGAAUUCAUCACCAGUUCACUCGGUAGUACAACCAACUUCAUUACCAGCUGCACAAGAACUAUGGUUAAAACCACUAAGCCUCCAGCAGUACCCACUUCCCCUUCAGGUAGUUCCAUCAUCACUGCUGGCAGGAUUCUCGUCCAGUCCCCCCCAAGUGACAGCGAGUCCGUCUGGUCAUCUGGUUGGUCAUAGCAGUCCACCAGUCACACUCCACACUACUUCUCAGGUUCUAGAGACUCUCACUCAGACUCCCAGUGUUCAAGUUGCACAAAAAAAUACUGAUCUCUUCAGGGACUUCACAAAAGAGAUCCUGCAAAGUCUUUCCUACAUAGAUACACAGUCAGCGUCUGUACAUAACACCUUGGUCAGUCAUGAAGACAAUAAAGAGACUGUGGUUGGUCUGGCUACACAACUACCCACACAUAGUGGCCAGAUUCCCCUCCCUUCACCUACCCGUCACCCUGUUGUCUCAGCAGAUGAGUCUGACUCUUAUAACACCCUCAAUGAUGUGAUUAGUGGUGCUACCAAGGCUGCUCCACUUUACACCCACUCAUUCCUUACAACACCUUUACCAUCUUUAACCAAAAGAACUGGUGUCACUGACCCUUACAGUGAUACGACCCCCUUUGUCAUCUCUCAAGAAACAUCUUCAGGAGCGACUGAUAAUGUUGUUUAUAACUGGCAAAUUAUUAACAACCAGGAAGAACCUAAUACACAAGAUUAUCAAACUCCUUACCAAGACAAUCUCCCCCGCCCUAUUUAUAAACACCGAUCCUCCAGCACAUCCACUGGCACAACCACUUCAACACCUAAACCUUUUGGAGGUGUUGGUAACCCUGCUCUUCUAGGAGUGCCCGUCAGUCUUCAACAUAACAGCAACACCUACGCGGAGCCCACCACCAGGCCACUACAGCAAGAACCACCACAUAUUUUCGGCGGUGUGGGUAACGACGCCCUGGACAGCUACCCCCUGAUUGUUAGUAGUAAUUUCGAAAACAAAAACCCCGACAGCUUCGUAUCUCUGGAGAGCCACAACCCUUUACUUGGUGACACAACACAGAUUGCGGACAUGAGUGCCAGUGGUGUCAUCGACGACCAGUCACUUGUGUAUCCGCCGCCAAUAUUCCAGCCGAUGUAUGGGGAUGAAAUACCUUAUAUUGACGACGACUUAUACAACGUGAGCAGCGCAGUGUGGCAGCAACUUCAACAACUACCCUCGUUUAAUAAUCUCUUCGCCGGUAUAGAUAUUAACGAUCCCAGAAUUUCAGGAGUUAUACAGUCAUUAGUGUUACAGUCUAUAGGAGCAAUUGACCCACAACUGUUACAUGCCCUUGAACUGGGUGACGGGCAGCUGAGAUAUCACCAUGACUCUCUCUUAUCCAUCCCCGCCACACCUCUCCUACCACUCAGACCAGACAUUGAACACCAGAUAAAGAACAUUAUCAGGAACCAAGCGUGGUUUUACAGUGGCAUUCCUAAAUACAACGACACCCUGUACGUCGAUACCUCAAACAUGAAUUACUUCGACAGUGGUGUUAGUCCUGACGACACACACCAGUACGUCCAUCCAUCCAUAUAUGAUCCCCUGGCAGGUGAAAGUACAGACAACACCAACAUAUCAUACCAAAAUUUAGUUGAGUUGAUGGAAGGUACAAAUGAUGAUAUUCUCCCCCCGCCACUCAUUAACCUGCAAGAUGCCCUCAAGCAACACCUGGGGCCCUUCCUCUCACCUGACACAUCUGACUACAGUCCCAGCCCUAGUGACUACAGUCCCAGCCCUAGUGACUACAGUCCCAGCCCUAGUGACUACACACCCUCCCCAACAUAUUUCAGCUCCUUCUUGAUGCACUCUAGCCCCUCCCCAACACACUCUAGCCCCUCCCCAACACACUCUAGCCCCUCCCCAACACACUCUAGCCCCUCCCCCCUAGACCCUCUCCAGCACACUCUCUCCCCAGACCAACUCGUUCCAGCUCCUCCCCAACUCGUUCCAGACCCUCUCCAACUCGUUCCAGCUCCUCCCCAACUCGUUCCAGACCCUCUCCAACUCGUUCCAGCUCCUCCCCAACUCGUUCCAGACCCUCUCCAACUCGUUCCAGCUCCUCCCCAACUCGUUCCAGACCCUCUCCAACUCGUUCCAGCUCCUCCCCAACUCGUUCCAGACCCUCUCCAACUCGUUCCAGCUCCUCCCCAACUCGUUCCAGACCGUCACCAACACACUCUAGCCCCUCCCCAACGCCUACACCUUAUAUAA
Messenger RNA from Homarus americanus (American lobster), 4206 nucleotides. Its product is annotated as proline-rich protein 36-like. The transcript is spliced from 2 exons. Bases 1 to 4206 code for a protein of 1401 amino acids. The record is from RefSeq and is a predicted model, not a curated record. Lineage: Eukaryota; Metazoa; Arthropoda; Malacostraca; Decapoda; Nephropidae.